AUUUCCGCGAUAGAGAAAUACCAGUAUCUGCUGGCUUCACUCAAGGGGGAACCACUCAACGUGGUGAAAAACCUGCCGUUUUCCGAUGAGUACUAUCUGAUCGCUUACGACUCGCUGGUCGAUCGAUACCGGAAUAAGAGAAGGUUAGCGGACCAUCACUUGAAUUCGAUAAUCGAGGCAAAGCCAUUGAAGGCGGAGACGGCCGAGGCUCUUCACCACUUAUUAGAUACGUUUACCGAGAACACGCGCGCGCUCGCAUUGAUGAAGUUCCCUACCGAUUCAUGGGACUUUAUCCUACUGAAGUUUUUGUUAGACAAGCUUCCUCGUUCCCUUCGGGAAAAAUUCGAGUCGGCUCACCGGGCUGAGGAGAUACCGCGAUAUACACAACUCACGACAUUUCUAGCGGAGCAUUGUCGGGUUCUCGAGGCCGUCGCGGGCCCGUCCUCCAAAACCAAGUCCACACCGGUCUCUUCGUUCGUGACUAACGCGGCCGAUUGCCCCGUUUGUAAGGAGUCUCACUACGUGUCGAAGUGCUCCCAGUUUUUAAAACUCUCGCCGAGGGAGAGGCAGGCUAAGGCUCGCGACUUGAGAUUGUGCCUCAACUGCCUGCGCUCGGGGCAUGGCAUGAAAGACUGUCCGUCCGCGUGGGCAUGUCGGUCCUGCGGCACAAAGCAUCAUACGCUUCUGCAUUACGAGCAGAGCUCUAAUACUACUCCUAAGCCCGAACCCAUUAGCGCGACUCCUGUCGAACCGGACGCCGUACCCGCUCCUCAGUCGGAGGAUGCGCCGAUUGUAACAAUGACUAGCCUGGCCAAUAGAAUCGUCCUCCUGUCCACCGUACGAGCCGAGGCGAUAGACGCGCGUGGCAAUGCGUUCCCCGUACGCAUAUUGCUGGACAGCGCGAGUCAGGCCAACUUUAUUACCGAGGGCUGCCUCCGGAAGGGCGGCUUUCGUCGCACCAAACACAGUGCAACCGUGUUGGCGAUAAACGAAGCCAGGGCGGCCACGACGAGGGGCCUCACCUCCCUCGUGAUCCGCGCGCGCGGUCGCGACGACACUCGGUUCUCGAUAGAGGCUACGGUCCUCUCGCGCAUAACCUCGCCGCUGCCUAAUGACAAGGUGGAGGUCCAGCCGUGGAAACACUUGAAGGGAUUGCCGCUCGCGGAUCCCGAAUAUUUCGUGCCCGGCGGUGUUGACAUCCUCCUGGGGGCGGACUCGUUUGUGUCGGUGCUACGGGAGGGCCGUCGUAAGGGGGAAAGGGGAGAACCCGACGCCUUCAAUUCAGUCUUCGGAUGGGUUCUGACGGGCGCG
Messenger RNA from Temnothorax curvispinosus, 1311 nucleotides. RefSeq lists its product as uncharacterized. The transcript has a single exon. Gene Ontology annotation, molecular function: nucleic acid binding; zinc ion binding. Lineage: Eukaryota; Metazoa; Arthropoda; Insecta; Hymenoptera; Formicidae. The annotation marks the transcript as partial. The record is from RefSeq and is a predicted model, not a curated record.